This is a messenger RNA of Emiliania huxleyi CCMP1516, 964 nucleotides long. RefSeq lists its product as hypothetical. The annotation marks the transcript as partial. Lineage: Eukaryota; Haptophyta; Isochrysidales; Noelaerhabdaceae. The transcript is spliced from 7 exons. The record is from RefSeq and is a predicted model, not a curated record.
CCGGGCAAUCACGCGGUCAGGGAUGAAUGCGGAGCGGCGUCCCACCUUAGGUCGAGGUCGGGCCUGGCGCCCGCCGGCUGGUGACCAUCUUUGUGUACCUCAACUCGCUCCCGCGCGGCGUCGGCUGCACCGACUUCCCACAGCUCAACCUCUCCGUGCAACCAGCCUGCGGCACGGCCCUCGUCUUUUGCAACGUGUUCGCCGACGGCGCCGCCGACCCGCGCGUCGCGCACUGCGCCCGCCCCGUCGACGCGCCGCACCGCAAGUUUGGGUGCAACGUGUGGCUGACAGACGUCACAAUGCAGGCGCACGCCAUCUCCGCGCCGCCCCGCGGCGCCAAGCGACGCCAAGACGCCGCACGCGGCGGCGGCGGCGGCGGCAUCCUGUGCGGCGGCCUGCUUGACUCCGACUCCGACGCCUUCAACGUGCCUCCGCCCGCCGCGCUCGUCGGCCUCGCCGUCCGGAAGCUCUUCCCGCGCCACGGCACCUUCUCGGGCACCGUCGUCUCGCACCACGCCUCGCUCUUCCGCGUGCUCUACUCUGACGGCGACGAGGAGGACGUGCCGCUGGCUGCACUCGCCAAGCUGGCGCUCGCGGCGCCGCAGCACCUCGUCGGCCGGCGAGUGUCGAAGCACUUCCCCGGCCUCGGCCGCUUCGAGGGCGCCGUAGCGUCGCACUCCUCCCGGGACGGUUUCCUCGUCCAGUACGACGACGGAGACGAAGAGCACCUGGCGCCGCCGCAGCUGCUGCGCAUCUUGCUGCCGGUCAAAGGGAAGGGGCGGAAGAAGGCGUGCGGGGCGUGAGCAUGCGGUGUCGCAUCGCGACGAUGUGCCGUUCCGCUCUCUCGCGAGUCCGAGGUGGGCCCCGGCCGGCCGGAGCCCCUUCCUAGGCGGAGGCCGGAGCGGCGCGAUUCGGGUUCAUUACUUGUUGUACCAUACCCAGAACCGAAGAAAUAAUGUACGAC